UCUUGGUGAAAUAAAGCAGCAGCAAUGCGCUCUUUAAACUUUGUUCACCAGGUCAGCUUGGACUUCUCAGGAACCAUGUUUCCUCACGCCAUCUGUUUGGGAGACGCAGACAACGACUCGCUGAACGAACUGAUCGUUGGAGACACGAGUGGAAAGCUGCUUGUUUACAAGAAUGACGAUUCCAAGCCCUGGAUCACUAGAACCUGCGUGGGCAUGCUGACGUGCGUCGCGGUUGGAGAUGUCUGCAACAAAGGAAAGAACCUGGUCGUUGCUGUGGGUGCAGAGGGCUGGUUUCACCUCUUCGACCUGACAGCUGCCAACCCCAACAAAUCGGAUUCCUCGAGCCAGCACGAGCUCCUGUCUCUCGAUGACCAGAGGCCCUUCUUCACCCAGCAUAUUCCUGCCAACACCAAAGUCAUCCUCAUAAGCGAUAUUGAUGGAGAUGGGCGCUGCGAGCUGGUGGUGGGCUACACAGACCGAGUGGUGCGAGCUUUUCGUUGGGAAGAACCAUCUGACAGUUCAGAGGGGGGGUCCGGUCAGCUGGUUCUACUCAAGAAGUGGCUUCUGGAGGGACAGGUGGACAGUCUGUCGGUGAAUCCAGGUCCAGAGGGUUUACCGGAGCUCAUGGUGUCCCAGCCGGGCUGCGGUUACGCCAUCCUGCUCUGUACGUGGACGCAACAGGACUCCACAGAAUCUGAAGAGGACGCCCCCGCCACGCCGGGGAGCGAGGGACCUUCCAGAGACGUAGCUCUCCACCUGACCACUGGGCGAAUACACAACAAGAACGUCUCCACUCAUCUCAUCGGCAGCAUAAGCAAAGGUUCAAAGGAGGAAUCCUCAAAAUGUGGCCUGUUUGCACUUUGCACUUUAGAUGGAACCCUGAAGCUGAUGGACAGUUCGGAGCAGCUGUUGUGGUCGGUGCAGGUGGAUCAUCAGCUCUUCGCUCUGCAAAAGCUUGACGUCACUGGCGAUGGCAGAGAAGAGGUGGUGGCGUGCGCCUGGGACGGUCAAACCUACAUUAUCGACCACAAUCGAACUGUGGUGCGGUUCCAGUUCGAUGAGAACGUCAACGCUUUCUGCGCUGGUCAGUAUACAUGUAAGGAGGGUAAAAACAGCCCCUGCCUGGUGUACGUCAGCUUCAAUCAGAAAAUCUACAUCUACUGGAAGGUGAAGCUGGAGCGUAUGGAGUCCACUAACCUGCUGCGUGUGCUGGAGGAGAAGCCCGAGUUUAAAAGCCACCUGAAGGCGCUGGGAGUUGAUGCUGAGGAUCCAGCUGCAGUGAGGGAACUGGUGGCAAAUGUUCUCUACCAGGAUGCACAAACAUAGGACUGUGACGUAUGUCAUCACACUGCUUUCUGUUUUCCCUCCAAAUGUAAAUAUCCUGCUAAUAAACACUGUCUC
Molecule: messenger RNA, 1401 nt
Organism: Nematolebias whitei (Rio pearlfish)
Lineage: Eukaryota; Metazoa; Chordata; Actinopteri; Cyprinodontiformes; Rivulidae
Gene: itfg2
Product: integrin alpha FG-GAP repeat containing 2
Exons: 12
Coding region: 25-1326 (433 amino acids)
Biological process (GO): regulation of TOR signaling
Cellular component (GO): KICSTOR complex
Molecular function (GO): protein binding
Source: RefSeq, a predicted model, not a curated record